Pelmatolapia mariae (spotted tilapia) is the source of this 2632-nucleotide messenger RNA. It is a transcript of the gene smug1, whose product is annotated as single-strand-selective monofunctional uracil-DNA glycosylase 1. Bases 186 to 1055 code for a protein of 289 amino acids. The record is from RefSeq and is a predicted model, not a curated record. Gene Ontology annotation, biological process: base-excision repair. Gene Ontology annotation, molecular function: oxidized pyrimidine nucleobase lesion DNA N-glycosylase activity; single-strand selective uracil DNA N-glycosylase activity. NCBI's taxonomy places the organism in Eukaryota, Metazoa, Chordata, Actinopteri, Cichliformes, Cichlidae. The transcript has 2 exons.
GUAAUAACACCAUUGUUACUGUAGAUGGCAGCAGCCGACUCGAAUGAAGUGACUGAAAGACGCAGAGGAAGAAAAUAGUCUCGCUUAAAGACCCCGAACAACAACAAAAACCUGGGUUCAUCGGUUUGGAAACGCAAAGUUAUUGCUGCUUAGUUAAUGGGAGCAUAUAUAAUCAUUUAAAAAAAAUGUUCAAUGAAAACUCUUCUGCGAAUGAAGCCGGUGAAGUCGCUUGUGGAGACGGAGAAGAGGACGUGCCCGUCUGUGAAUCAAAGGAGCGGGGCUUUAAUGCUGCUCAUGAGACCCCCUCUGCCAGGUUUCUGCGGGCUGAACUGGAGCUGAACGCUCACCUCCGUGGCCUCCGCUUCAGCGACCCUGUCCGGUACAUCUACAACCCGCUGGAGUACGCCUGGGACACCCACCGCUGCUAUGUGGAGAAGUACUGUCAGGCCGGACAAAAGAUCCUGUUUUUGGGGAUGAAUCCCGGACCUUUCGGAAUGGCUCAGACAGGGGUCCCGUUUGGUGAGGUGAAGUCAGUUGUCGACUGGCUGAAGAUCACGGGGGAGGUCGGCCGCCCACAAAAUGAGCACCCAAAGAGACGAAUCACGGGGCUCUCCUGCACUCAGAGCGAAGUGAGCGGCGCUCGUUUUUGGGGCUUCUUCAGAAAAUUGUGCGGUGACCCGGCUGUCUUCUUCCAGCACUGCUUUGUGCACAACUUGUGCCCGUUAAUCUUCAUGAGCGACAGCGGGAAGAAUUUAACACCCCCUGAGCUGCCCGCAGCUGAACGGGAGGCCCUGCUGCGCCUGUGUGACAUUGCACUGUGCCAGGUGGUGGAGGCACUGAACGUUUCCAUGGUGGUUGGUGUAGGAAAGGUGGCAGAGCAGCGGGCGCGGCGGGCUCUGUCUGCUGCAGGUGUCAACGUGCGUGUUGAGGGCAUCAUGCAUCCAUCGCCCAGGAACCCACUGGCUAAUAAGGGCUGGGAGGAUGUAGCUAAAGCCAAACUGCAGGAACUUGGUGUUCUAUCCCUUCUAAUUAAAACUUGCGCCAAUCAGUCAUGAUAAUUCUUUUCACUCCAACACCAGAUGAGGAUGUGUGGCAUUCCUGUGUAUCUUUCAGUUCACAGAUGGUUUGGUGCACUGUUGAGAAGGGCACACUCACUUACCUCUUCAUGGCUCCAUCUGUGUGUCCAAACACAUGCUGGUAGCUCCAAGGAGAACCUGUAACACUACUGCUUUUCCACAUCUGUUACCACAAAUGCUGUAAACACAUCUGCUCUGCAACUGCAUUACUUCAAGACGAGACUCCUGCUGUGAUCAGAGGCUGCAACAUGGCUUUAAAAUAUGGAGCCAGAAAUAUUUCUACACUAAUGACUGUACGGUGCUUUGAGUAAAGCCUUAGCUCAGGGUGUAUGUGUAUAUCCAAUAUUGUAUUUUUCUUUGUGUGUAUAACAAGCGCUACGUCUACAACUGAACCCUACAAUUAAAGUUCAUGUGGCCUUAUAUUAAUCAGCUAAUUAAGAUGUGACCUAUGAAUUUCCUAUAAAAGGACAGUGUUGAUGUGUUAAUAUCAAUGAGGGUCACAAAAUUAGAUCGGAAUAGAAAAGACCUAAAUUUAGUGAAAGUCAAAAUAAAUUUAGCUGGCUACACAGACAGCUUUUUUCAUGUUGCACAAAAUAUAUAUUCAUACAGUGAUAAUUACAUGGGCAGAAUCAAUCUGUGGUGCUCUUUAUGACAUGUUUUAUAGCUCUAUUUUAAAUUUUCAUUUAGCUUGGUAAUGUAUUUUAUGGGUCUGCACACUGAAUUUUCAGUUUCAGUUUUGUUUUUAUUUUACUAUUUUUUUUUUUUAAAUUUUAUUUUACCUUGAAAUAAAUACUGGCUGAUCAAAUCUCAUGCUGCAAACAUGAAGUUAUACUGACAGUUAAGGCAUAUGUUUAGCUGGGAACAGGUUGUUGAAACAUAUGCCAGUUGUAAAAGUAAUCUGUCAUUAACUGAAAUACUGAGUUAAUGAAAAUUCUCUGCUUUUAUGGCCACAGAGAAAUAUAGAGGAAAACUGGGAAAACCCAGGUAUAAAUCAUAAAAAGAAUGAUUGUUGAAAGCACUAUUAUCAGUAUGACCACACUGACAUGUAAAAUAUAGCUCUGAAAAAAAACUUGCAUAUGCAGCAAUCAGAUGCCCUAAACCUAAAUUUGUUAACAAAUGCAACUCUCUUGGCUUUGUGCUGAAGCUACACUGCCAUCAAGUGUUCAGAGUGGGAACAUGAUUCUUACACAAUCACAGGGGGAAAAAAGGUACAUGAUAUUAGAUUUGCUUAAAAAAACAAACUUGGAUACGAUGUGUGUUUAUCACUGGUUCGGGAUUAUCAGAUCAGAUUAAAAUAAGUGCAGAAUAUCCUCAUUUUCCAUAUUAAAAACAAAACAAAAAAAAGAAUCUCUUUGCUGUGAUACUGCCGGUUUUAUGCCUCUCACUGGUUUCUGGCUGGUGGGUGCGCUGAAGUUGUUAUUAACAUAAAUGUGAAGCUCUGAUGAUUUCCUCACCCCCACCCGUGCCACUACUGAGAACUGCAAUCAGCAGUAACACCAGGCAGAGGAUCUUGUGUCCUGUGAUUGUAAUGGGAGUUGAAGUCCACAGCUCCACCG